GUCAUGGUCGAGCUCGUGUCGUUGAGGCAGUCACCUCGAACAGCCCUUAGCUGCUCUCUUCCCAGCGGCAGCAGUUUUUCACCAUCGUUAUCGUACUUCUACAGGCAACGCAAGAAGCUACAUCACUACUGCUUUUCACCUCUCCAAGACACAUCCAGGAAAUAAUGCUGAGCUUCCAGAACCCGUUGGCCGUAAAAAGAAUUUUGUCGAGUCCUUGUUCGGUCACUAAGAUAAGAAUUCAAUGGAGGAGUUCCUGGAUAUCCUCUCAAGCGAAUCUCCACGCAUCGAAGAAAAGCUUGACCAUCUAUUCAAAUCAACUCAUCCGAACACUAUUCUCGAACUCGAUCCCCUUGAGCUUAAGGGCGAAAAAAUUUCGGCAUGGCGCGACACUGUUGUGGAUGCACCAACCCUGUUGAAGUACAAGUACGAUCGCAAACUCAUUCUUUCCGGUGCAGAAUUCAGCAGCAUAGAGGAAUAUGCCGCUAUCAUGAUGUAUGACAAAUGCGGCCUGCUGCAAAUGCUUCUCUAUCAAGAUGGCCAUGAAGAGAUACGAAAACCAGCACGCAAGAUUGUGAGCGAGAGAAAAAUUAAGCCUUUGAUUGAACUACUCAUGCCUUGGGUCCCUCAACUAUAUACUAGUUCGUUCACAGAGAAUGGCUUAAUUGACCCAAAGACAAUGAGAACAAUGUGUGAUGCGGUGGCCGCAGUUGCAAAUAACUUGGAGAUGCCUGAGAUUAAAGCCGAAUGCGUGGGCCCUCAAAAGAUCUACAAGUCUCUCACGCGCCUGAUGAUGGAUCUAGGAGAGGCCACGGUAAGAUGUGAGAGCGUGGAAACUCAUCUUGCCACCAGUUUGUUCUUGUUUUUGACAGCGGAAGAGAUCUAUUCUCAUCUAAAGGAAUCGGACCAAACAGCUCUUAGAUCUAUCGUAGCAGCGUUCCUCAAGAACUAUGUUGCUUCACUCUUGCUGGUGGAGUCAAUCGAUUCUCAAACACACAGCCUUAAGUUGGCAAAGUUAGCAAAGGUGACUGCAUAGAUCUUCCAGUUAUUUUCGUUGUUGUAUCUUGGGUUUUUGGGGUACCUCUUGUUAUAAAUGGAUGUUGAUGUCUGAACA
Botrytis cinerea B05.10 is the source of this 1111-nucleotide messenger RNA. RefSeq lists its product as hypothetical. The transcript has a single exon. NCBI's taxonomy places the organism in Eukaryota, Fungi, Ascomycota, Leotiomycetes, Helotiales, Sclerotiniaceae. The record is from RefSeq and is a predicted model, not a curated record. The coding region runs from base 242 to 1033 and encodes 263 amino acids.